AUGCGAGCAAGACACCAGAAGCCCAGCCAACAGGACACCACAAAGGAGCCAAAGCAAAUUCAGAUCGACUCGUUGAUGGGCUUGAUCUUCGGACUAAGUGACACCUUGCUUGCUGUCACACUACUUAACCGCCUCGGUGUCGAACAGGCUGAGCAAAUUGUUCAAGCACUAAUUGAGUAUAUCAUCGCCGAACCGGAGCAACUCUACAGCCCAGCGUUCCUCUCGUUGCUUCGAGAGAUUAGCAAUCGAGUCGGCGCGAUCAUAAUUAAUAAGGUCUUCACUGUAGAGCAAUGGGUGGGCUUCCGUCCGGAGUUUGCACAGCUUGCAAAGAUUCGUAAUGUGCUACCACUACAUAUCGUGUUCUAUGGCUCGACUGCAACAUUGCCGCGGCUUAUAGAGGACUGGCUGUUCGAACACCUCGGGCUCCGUCCACGUGGCCUUGAUCCAUAUCAGACGAAGGUCAUUCGCGGCAGCUGUGACAGGCCUACUAUUAGUCACCUUAUUAAGCGCAUUUCGCAAGAGUACCUCGGUGACUUCGACUUCCUGUAUUUCGAGUGCGAUGAGGCGGCGCAGAUAGGCGACGACGGCAUGAUAGAAGCCACGCCCCACAAGAUUCCAAAGACCCUCAACUUCGUCGAUAGCUACAAGGCAAUCUAG
This is a messenger RNA of Fulvia fulva, 657 nucleotides long. RefSeq lists its product as uncharacterized. The record is from RefSeq and is a predicted model, not a curated record. Lineage: Eukaryota; Fungi; Ascomycota; Dothideomycetes; Mycosphaerellales; Mycosphaerellaceae. Bases 1 to 657 code for a protein of 218 amino acids. The transcript has 4 exons.